GCGGCGGUCCGCGCCGGCGGCCACCACUCCCCGGAGCCCCUCCCGUCAGAGGGACUGCCCGCAAGCCCGAGAACCACCGGCCCCGAGCCACUGUGCUUGCGGAACAUACCAAGACGACAUUCCGCCGGAAUGCCACGUCCAUCCCGAGACCAGCACCCCUUCCGAGCCGAAGACAACGAAGAAACGAGAGCUUUUAAUAACGCAGAGUGACACUGAUUUCCAACUGCCUGUGAAACUAAAGGCUGGAGUGGAAGCAGACGUGUACAUUGGCUACGAAGAAAACACCCUAUCCAAAACCCACCGAACAGAACCGCCAACGGAAUUGAACUACCUUUGUUUUGACUGCGAGGCCGAAAGGGCACAACACGCAGAUGGAAUUGACUCGCAGAACGUCUUUUUGACUGAACCAAGGGAAAGUGGUUGUGACUUUAGAGUAAUUGUCAACAGAGGAAACCAAAGCAAAUGUAUGUUAUCGAAUAAAGAGCACUUAACUAAGAUAUUGAAUGUUCACGCAGGAGAAAACUUAGUUGAAACUGCAUUGAAUACUGGGAGUGCAAAUCCAAUGGUUGGAUGGUGUAAAAGAAUUGAAGGGAUACAUAUAUCUUCAACUGUAUACAAACACGAACCCCCAGAAAAUAUGGAAUCAAUAGAUUAUAUAGUAAAACCUAAUAAAGUGAACUAUCUAGCAAGUCUUAAUCCACUGCCAACGACUAUCAACCAUCAGGAUUUGUAUCAUGUUACUGAUAACGAAGUGAACGCAAAUGCAUUAUCAACCAUAAAAGAUUUCACGCAAAAAUAUGGCGAGUUCUUGUAUUGUAAAGUAAAAGUGAAUCCCCAAAUGACAAUUAGUAGGAGCUUUCUUUUGGAAAUGAGUAUUAUGAUAACCAAGAUACAAAAAAUUUUACCAAACAACGAUCACUGCAAAUAUUUGAUGAAAAACUUAAAUCAAACUAAUAAACAUUUCAUACGUUUCAUUUUGAGACACAGGUCUCGACUGUCACUACACGCACAGACUACACACACCAACAAUAGCGUACAGUCAGAAUUGUCUGCCAAGAGAUGCAAGAAACGCAGAUUCGUGCCAAAAAUUUUGAGAAAUGGAAAAGGCACGGAAACAAACCAUCUAACAUUUGAGGACACGAAACUGAAGACGUCUCUCAGCGCUGACCAGUGCGCUACGAUAUCUUCCGAGCUUACCUUCCUAGCGGCUCGUGCGAAAAUUAAAUCACGAAGUAGAUGGCGUUCGAGAAGUAACGUUAACGCAGGCGUGAUUGCAAACACUAUGGAGCGAGGUCAAGACGAAGUCAUUCCGGGUCAGCUGGUGGUCAGCAGAGCAUUCACCCCUGCGAUCCUCGACGUUAAAUUGAGUGGGAAAGAUAGAAAGCUCUCCCGAACAGUGUCGAAACCACCAGAGGAGACACGGUUCGCCAACGAGGCUGGCCAAGUAAACACGCGUGGGAAAGCUAACGACAGGCACGGGAGGAAAACUCAAGUGAGGCCACAGAAUAGUUCCAGAGGAAGAGCUGAGACAAGCUCCGUCGCGCCCACGAGAACACCCCGAGGCGUCAAAGGAGGCGCUGAGCCGACCUCCAGAAGGAGUCCAGGACAGCCGUGCAGACCUCAGGGAGGUCGAGCCACGCCGCUUUUACCUGCUCGGAGGACUUUGAGAACGAGACCAAGCCACUUUUUCCGGCUGUUCUACUUGUGCACCCUGAGGGAAGCCCUUAUUAGCCCCGAACUGCAGGAGAAGCAAAAGUCUGUAGCGAAGAACAUGAAGAUGAUAAAGAGCCACAGUGAACCUAAACUUGGUCCCUGUCUCAGCCAGCUGCCAGAUUGCUGUAGAGUCCACCCAAGCCUAUCAGAAGGUCCUCCUGGACAGAACAGACAGGCUGGUCUCAAGGUGGGUCAUCGCACGAGACUGACAGCACAGUUGUCUGGGGAGCGGAGCUCCGGAGACGCAGGCUCAAAAGAACGUGACUGCACAGGUCCGCCACUAUGUGAACAAGAUAUCUCAGGUGUACCAAAGAGGACCAAAUCCCUGGACUUACAGACGAAGUCACCACAACCCACUGGAGGAAGGCACGUUUUCCCCGAAGUGCGAGGUAACGAGACAUGCAAGGAUCUACCUGAAAGAAACUCCGCUGUCAACCAGGAAUCGGUUCGGUUCUUCGUCGGUUCGGAGGAUGGUUCAAAACAAACUAGUGAUGAAUCGUCACAACCUCCUCUGAACUGCUGUGCUGAGAUGCUGAGCAUCGAGCGUCAUGACGCACCAGAGCAAGGGACUCCAUGUCGAGCAGGAGAACCAGUCAGCUCGGAAAGCGAGAGAGACCAGUCUUCAGACAAGAAGGCCUCGAGGAUGACGACAACAGGAAUUGACGUUGAAACUGGAAAUGUAACAGCGACCGCACCUGAUCAACCGGAGUCUCUUGAAGAAAACUUAACUACACUGCUAGCUGUGAAGGAGACGGAUACAAAACAGCUUGAUGUGAGUUGCGGUAAUGAUGUACUUGAAAGAAACGACAAGGAGAUACUAACGGGCACAUCGGUUGGCAUCCAGGUGGGAGGCUUGGAACCAGCCAUGGCUCAGGAGAAUUACCAGGAUGCAAGGCUCGAGGCAGAAGCUGGUGGCUGCUCGGCGCAGGAGGUGGUGCAGGGACUCCUGCUGGAGCUGGUGGCCAGCGUGUGCCAGGAAGUCUCCAGCCCGCUCCAGGAGAGGGCUCGCGCCAGAGGAGCCGUGAGGAAGAUGCUGGAGCAGUACCUGAGCGGCGCGGACCCCGAGUCGCCCGAACUGCCCGAGCUGGCGGACCGCCGUGCGCGCAGCUGCGAGAUCAGGACCCUCCCCAGGGGCGUGGUGAGGGAGCGCCGGGAGAUGUUCGCCAGGAUGAGGGUGUUCGAGGUCUGCUCGGAGGGCGGCCGGUCCCUCGGGGGAGGCCCUGAAGUCCCGAGACCCCCCAGCGCGCGGCAAGUGCCCCUUGCAGACGCUCUGGUGCCCGCGAGCCCAGCGGCGCCUCUCGUCGGGCACACGAGCCAUCUGGCGCCCGACACCUGCACUACGAGCUUCCCCACUCUUCUGCUGGUGCUGGUGCUCUGCUCCGUGCUCAAGAUAGUCUCUAACAUUCUCACCGACAAUUUGUAACCAGCACAUCCCCGCGCUUGCGAUGCUAAAUUUCCAAUUGUAAGAGUCCAUAGUGUUUCACCACCGAGUUGCAUACUGUGACAUGUUUGUUUUAAAUAAAAGUGUGACGUAUUCUUGUUUACAAUGA
Messenger RNA from Bacillus rossius redtenbacheri, 3263 nucleotides. RefSeq lists its product as uncharacterized. The coding region runs from base 467 to 3136 and encodes 889 amino acids. The record is from RefSeq and is a predicted model, not a curated record. The transcript is spliced from 3 exons. NCBI's taxonomy places the organism in Eukaryota, Metazoa, Arthropoda, Insecta, Phasmatodea, Bacillidae.